GUAUGUGAAUCCGAGGGACGUGGGGAAAUAUGCUGACCCUCACCGACUCCUUUUAUAUCUUCUUAGACAAGAUUGUUUAGAAAGUCGAGUGCGUUAUAUCAUGGAAGAUGUGAUUCCACGUGAAGGAGAUGUUGAUAUCAUGAAAUUAGCAGAAGAGACAGUGUUAAAUGCCAGGCGUAAAUCACAUGCAAAGGCAGAAACCAUCAACAAUUCUACCAGAAUGAAAAACCUUAUAGAGUGUCCUAACCAGACCCCAUUGCAAUCAGCAUCUGAUAAGGGAGGAGCUGGGAAAUGCUGCCAAAAAGAGGACGUGGUCCCAUGUGAGUCACUGACAUCACCAUCACGUCUGCCAUCAAAAGAACCAUCCCCAUCACCAUCAUCAUCAUCACCACCACCACAGCCACCUCCAUCACCACCAUUACCAUCUGUGUCUCCUCCACCAUUGCCACCAGUGGAGGAAGAACCUUCGUGUCUGGAAGAAAACCUCACAUCCGUAUCAACGCAGUCAGAGAAAAGCCACACGUCUGCCCAGACACGAGAUACGAAUCUGUCGACAUCGAGCAUGACUGAUAGCUUAGAUUCUGUUCCCCAGUCUGCGAGAUGCUGCAAGACGGAGCAUGAAUUAGCUGCACUUCAGAAGAAUGAAAAAACUUCAUCAAAGACAUGCCAUAGAAACCCUUCAGUGAAGAAAAGUUUGUCAACACAAUGCACAGUAAAGGCACCGAGCAAAACACCGAAAUCUUUGCAGAGAAAUCAAUCUAUGGAUUCCUGCAUGAGUUCUACUGACUGUCUGUCAAUUGCCAGUGUAGUUUCACCGAUGCCAAAAUAUAAUAUCUCCAGCAGGAAAAGAUUUGAAGUUGGGCAUGCUGGCCAUGAGAGCCCCUGUGAUAUAUACUCCUAUCUGACACCGACGCAGCGCAAGGACCAACAAAUUAAGGAACUAAAGAACCAAAUUAAAGUAAUGGGCAAACAGAUGGAGGAAAAGGACCAAGACAUUGAACUGUUGAAGAGUGAGCGUGGUCUGGAGACAGCAAGAGUCUUUGAAGAAAGGACGGAACAGAUAGAGAAAGUGCGGGAUGAGAUGAUCAAGUUACAAGUGAAGAAUGAGCAGCUGGUGUUGGAUUAUUCCGAGGCUCAGGAAUGCAUCAAAGAACUACAGUUGGAGAUCAAUGAAAUGAAGGAAACUGUGAAAAAGAGGGAAGAUGACCAAGAGAAGAUGUAUUUGGAGAUGUAUAAGAAAGGUCAGCAGUCGGCACAGUUCGAGAGGGAGGAGGAUUUGCAAACUUUACUUACCAGAGGCGUAAAUAAUGUCGGUAUACGAGAACUAGCUCGUCGUUUGGCAUGGACCGAAUGUGAGUUGGCCAAAUGGCAAACAAUACAACGGCGCGAAGUUUAUGAGAAUGCAGACAAACCAAGUACAGAGGCCGCAGCAACAUUGCGAUUCCUCAAAGAUUCAUUCUUUCAUUACCUGACCAAUGAGAAAGAUUCUGAUGACCACUUAAGGGCUAUGAUACGAAUAUUUAAUUAUACUGAAGUACAGAAAAAGAAGGUGGCAAAGAAUCUUUUAGAAGGAAAAAAACUGAGAAAAUAGAAACAGCCAUAAUAUACAAACAGACUUUGUAAACGUGUGUACAUAUAUAUAUAUAUAUAUAUAUAUAUAUACACACACACACACACACACACACACACACAUACAUACAUAUACAUAUAUAUAUAUGGCAAAUGAAAGACGUUUUAUUAUCCAUAUAUAUAUACACACACAUGUAUACAUACACACACUCUCUCUCUCUCUCACACACACACUCCUAGACACAUGCAUAUAUAUGCAGAUAAAAAAAGCAAUCAAAGAGCUGAAAGUUUCUUUCCUUUUGAAAUUUCACUUGAAACUUGUUAACCGUUAAAUGUAAAAAUACUUCUUCUGUAUAAAUAAAGGCCCUCACAGGAGAUGAUAAUCUGGUUCUAUGUGUUGUAAAGCUGGCAAAUAAAAUUGUUGAAAAUAA
This is a messenger RNA of Octopus sinensis (East Asian common octopus), 2000 nucleotides long. Its product is annotated as swi5-dependent recombination DNA repair protein 1 homolog. The record is from RefSeq and is a predicted model, not a curated record. The coding region runs from base 101 to 1591 and encodes 496 amino acids. The transcript has 6 exons. NCBI's taxonomy places the organism in Eukaryota, Metazoa, Mollusca, Cephalopoda, Octopoda, Octopodidae.